Labrus mixtus (cuckoo wrasse) is the source of this 628-nucleotide messenger RNA. It is a transcript of the gene mif, whose product is annotated as macrophage migration inhibitory factor. The record is from RefSeq and is a predicted model, not a curated record. The transcript has 3 exons. Lineage: Eukaryota; Metazoa; Chordata; Actinopteri; Labriformes; Labridae. Bases 78 to 425 code for a protein of 115 amino acids. Gene Ontology annotation, molecular function: cytokine activity; phenylpyruvate tautomerase activity.
GAGGUCCACAGUCCAUAAUAAUAUAGCGUCUGGUCUGCAGCUUUUGGGGGGAAGAAAGCCAGAAAAAAGUUGUAAUAAUGCCGAUGUUUGUAGUGAACACCAAUGUGGCCAAAGGCGAUGUGCCUGCAGCUCUGCUGUCCGAGACCUCCGCGGAGCUGUCCAAAGUUAUGGGCAAGCCUGAACAGUACAUUGCAGUGCACAUCAACUCUGACCAAAUGAUGACGUUUGGGGGAAAGGGGGACCCGUGCGCACUCUGCUCCCUCCACAGCAUUGGCAAAAUCAGCGGGGCACAGAACAAGCAGUACUCUAAACUUCUGUGUGGACUGCUCAACAAACACCUGGACAUCUCUGUUGACAGGAUUUAUAUUAAUUUUACUGACAUGGAUGCAGCCAAUGUGGGUUGGAACAACACCACCUUUGGCUGAGAGGGAGCAAGACUCUGCAAGUUACAAUAAAAUAACAUUCCACAAUGUUUCUAGAAGUAGGAAAUUCAGUCAAACUGACCCGUUAGAUAUGUCAAGACAUCUGGUUAUCCAAUAGCCUAUUAACUCUUUACUCUACUAGGACACUGUUUGCUUUGCACUUGUCAUUUUUGACCUGGGGGAAAUAAAUGAAACCCUGCAUAUCA